GCGCCACCGGGGUAUAUAGAUCUUAUGGCAAAAUGCUGGAAUGAAGAUCUCGAACAAAGGCCAAACUUUGAAGCAAUCUGCAAACAGUUAAAAGAAUUACAGGGUAAUAAAAAUGAAAGUCUGGUUGAGGCUUUAGUAAAUCGUUUAGAAGAUUAUGCCAGUAACCUUGAAGAUAUUGUUGCAGAUCGAACUGAACAACUUAUAGCCGAAAAGAAAAAAUCUGAAGCGUUACUAUAUCAAAUACUUCCCAAGUCAGUAGCCGAUCAGUUAAAACAAGGAAAAGCAGUUGUACCAGAAACGUAUGAAUCUGUAACUAUUUAUUUUAGUGAUAUUGUUGGUUUUACUGCCAUGUCCUCUCAAAGUUCACCUAUGGAGAUUGUGAAUUUUUUAAAUGAUCUGUAUUCACUGUUUGAUGGCGUUAUUGAUAACUUUGAUGUAUAUAAAGUAGAGACAAUAGGUGAUGCCUAUAUGGUUGCGUCUGGUUUACCUAUCAGGAAUGGUGAACAACAUGCUGUAGAGAUAUGUCGUAUGUCUCUAGCUUUAUUAGAUGGUAUUAAAACAUUCAGCAUUAGACAUCGACAGGACGAUACUCUUAAACUAAGAAUAGGUAUACAUUCAGGUCCCUGCGCAUCUGGUGUUGUUGGUUUAAAGAUGCCGAGAUAUUGUUUAUUUGGUGAUACAGUGAAUACUACAUCUAGAAUGGAAUCCACAGGGGAAGCCUUGAAAAUCCACGUGAGCCAGAAGACAAAGGAAAUACUGGAUAAAGUUGGGAAUUUUAUAACAGAAUAUAGAGGCAGUAUACCAAUGAAGGGUAAAGGUGAACAGACAACGUACUGGUUGAUAGGAGAAAAUGAAAGUCAGGCGUGAUGUUGUAAAUGAUGUAAUACAGCCUAUUAACACCUACAUUUUGUAUUUGAUGACGGAUGUUCACUAGUGAAUCAUAAAUAUCAUUAAGAAUGCAAUUAAAUCUACAUUAAUGAUAGAAGAAAUCGAAUCAAGAAGUUCCCGCAUUUCAGAGUUUUCAGUCCCAAUUCUGGCUCAGAAUCAAACAACUGUUUGUGAUAAUAUUCUAACAUUUUAAAAUAGGAAUUCCAACUCCAGAGCAAGGAAAUGUCCGAUCUUAGUAGCAGUUGUAGUGGUGCGGUGGGGGCGGGGGUAAAUCUACUUUAAAGUAUCGCAGACAAAGUUCGUUGGGUGUUCUUUGUCAUUGUCGAUUCUUGAUAAAUACUAUAUUAGUAUUUUAGAACUGUUGUAAAAGGCCAUCGCUUAAUUUUAUGAUAUUUUACUACUGAUCUCAGGCUAAAUACAACAUCGUCUUGCGUAACCAUUGACAACAGAUGAAUUAAAGGAGCUAAAUCGCUAAUAUUUUGGACCUAGAAAUUGACACAAAUGGGUCACAAUGCAUAUAAUAAUGUAUAUAUGAAUGUAUAUAAACUGAUUUACAUUCAAUCGUUUCCGUUUUUACUGUAGUUUCAAAUCAGUUAUGUUCGGCGAAAUACGCCAGAAGUCUCAAUCGAAUGGUAAUCUCUAACGUCUGAUUAUUCCAGUCUACAUCGAUAGUAUUUAUUGCGCAUUCUCUCUAGAAAAAAAUAUGACGCACCGUUUGACAUGACUUGUGGAAUAUGUCUAGCCUCAUUCUUGGAGUCCCUUGUUAGAAAUGUUGCUGAACGCAUUAUGGUCCACGAUUCAUGUACCAAGAGUAAAAUGUUUAUUUUGUCUUUAAUCAGGAGCCCGUCGUUUCCCGGUAAGAUCACAACAUCAAAGUUAGCUACUUUAAUAUCAACUAGAAACUAUUUCCAGGUUUAAAACAAAAACAUUGCGUGUAUAAUGACUUCUCUUGGACACGAGCCAUCUUCUGAAAUAGGUUACAAGAUAAUUUGGUAGUGAAAAACACGGGUUACGAUUCCUUCCGAGUGCGGUUCCCUACAUUUACGAGCCGUCAUAGAUUCUGUAUUUAUCCAAAUGUUAGAAUGUUACCAUAGCAAGCCAGCAGACUCGACGCUCAUAAGGCGACCCCCACCGUACAAAACUGUCUUUGAAUGGGGCAUUGGCGGCUAAUAUCUCCAGAUUCCUUCUAGAUUGUAAACUCGAGUUCUACACUACCGUCCUUUAAUGAAAUUAAGCGCUUAUUUAAAAUUGUUAUGUUAUAUAUUAAGCUGUUGUUAGUUUACCUUUACUUUCAUGUUAAAUUUAUUAUUGUAGAUAUCAACCGAUAAUUUACUGAAUAAAAAAUUGUUAAAAUU
This is a messenger RNA of Patella vulgata (common limpet), 2243 nucleotides long. RefSeq names its product atrial natriuretic peptide receptor 1. Gene Ontology annotation, biological process: receptor guanylyl cyclase signaling pathway; intracellular signal transduction; cGMP biosynthetic process. The annotation marks the transcript as partial. The transcript has 8 exons. The record is from RefSeq and is a predicted model, not a curated record. NCBI's taxonomy places the organism in Eukaryota, Metazoa, Mollusca, Gastropoda, Patellidae. Gene Ontology annotation, molecular function: guanylate cyclase activity; peptide receptor activity.